AUGAACGAGGACCAACCAAAACUACCUGUUCUCACAGUGUUGGAUUUAAAAAACAUGGUCGGACCUUCUGAUAACCCCUCCCUAGUCAGAGAACUCUGGAACAAAGAGUUAGAGCAUUUUUCGUAUAUCAAUCAACGUGAAAUAAAGAAUGAUGAAUAUCGUGUGAUAAUAGAGGAGGAUGAAAUUUUAUCAAUGCUCGGCCCCAAAGUGACAAGUUUCGGAUUCUCUGGUUCAAUUUCGACUAGGAUCCCCAGGCUGCUACGCUCAUUAUACUCCUUGAAUGGUGGAAGCCUCGAAAAUUUGCCUGCUUUUACACAGAUGACUUCUCUUACAUUGAAGUUGCCAUCAGACAUCAACAAUUGUGAAUUACCGCCCAACUUGCUCCGCAUUACAUUGAAUUUCCCAAGAGAUGAGAUUGACAGCUUAAAAUUUCCGCCCACCUUGGUCAAACUUUCUAUUAGGUCUGCUAAGUUCAAAGACUUGGCCAUAAUCAAUUUUCCGUCUGAAAUUGUCGACCUUGAGUUAGAGAUAUGUAAUAUUACUCUGACCACCGGCUGGUUAAAACCAGCUCAAUUGAAGACACUUUCACUUGCAGGAAAUAAGCUUUUCAAAGCGCUUCUUCCUUGCUGUGAAUUUUUGAACUUGAGAGGCAAUAAAUUAACGGAAGUCGAAAUUGAAGCUCCCUUCCUUGAGCAUAUUGAUUUGACUACAAAUAAGUUGACUUCGACUCCCAAACUUUCAAUAUGUCUUCAAGUCCCUAGUUUCGGAAGAUUUGGACUAUAUCUUCCCAAGAUGUCUGAAUUGCCUCCUAAUUUAAAACUUGUAGAACUCUCGGGAGCUGGAACUGGAGCUUUUCAAAACUACACAUUCCCAUCAUCAAUUGAAGAACUUCACUUUACGGGCUUGGACUUGUCAGGUAUGAGUGGAGUCAAAUUUGCCAAAGGGUCAAGAUUGAAAGAAUUGAUAUUGAGCAAAUCUAUACUAAGUUCAUUGGACGAAGAUUAUUUAACUACUAUCCACGACAGAAUGAUUGAGCUCCCCCCAGGUUUGAAGGCACUAAAGUUGCGUGGAAUGGACUUGCAAAACAUAGAUGGUUUCACCAUUCCACAAUCAGUUACAUUUCUAGACUUGGGAGAAAACGAUUUAAAAUCAUUUGAAGUCAAGUCUCAUAUUGAGACACUCUAUCUUGAUUAUAAUCCAAUAGAAGACAACUUUGUGGUACAUGAGGAUCUGGAGCUAAGAGUUCUUGAUCUUGAAGGUGUUGGACUUACAUCCUUUUCGUUUGAAAUGGUUCGAGCUGAAAAACUCGCACAACUACGUCUAGGUGCUGAGCUUGAAAUGAUUGGAAUCUUUUGA
Meyerozyma guilliermondii ATCC 6260 is the source of this 1356-nucleotide messenger RNA. RefSeq lists its product as uncharacterized. The transcript has a single exon. The record is from RefSeq and is a predicted model, not a curated record. Lineage: Eukaryota; Fungi; Ascomycota; Pichiomycetes; Serinales; Debaryomycetaceae. Bases 1 to 1356 code for a protein of 451 amino acids.